Molecule: messenger RNA, 3021 nt
Organism: Anopheles nili
Lineage: Eukaryota; Metazoa; Arthropoda; Insecta; Diptera; Culicidae
Product: E3 ubiquitin-protein ligase ZNF598
Exons: 6
Coding region: 1-3006 (1001 amino acids)
Biological process (GO): protein ubiquitination; rescue of stalled cytosolic ribosome
Molecular function (GO): ribosome binding; ubiquitin protein ligase activity
Source: RefSeq, a predicted model, not a curated record
AUGGCUAACAAAAAUCGACGACCUUCCGAUGGAGAGAAAAACCUUCCCGAGAUGGAGGCGAAUUCGGAAAUACUGUGUGUGGUCUGUUUCAAACCUAUUGUUUAUUUUGCGAUUGGCGAAUGCGACCAUGUUUGUUGCUACGAGUGCUCUACGCGAAUUCGAGUUCUGUGUCAGCAAAAUGAUUGCCCCAUCUGUCGCAGAGACUUAGCAAAGGUAAUCUUUUCAAAAACGCUCUUGCCUUACCAGCAACUGGAUAUAAAAAACCGUUCUGGACUAUAUGAUAAAAAAUAUCGAAUCUGCUUCACCGAGCAACAAGUCCAACAAGCGUUUUUCCAACUUUUAGAUAACAAAUGCCCCCGGUGUGACCAAAGCAACUUUCCCAAAUUCGAGAUGCUGCGGGAACACGUACGAAAGAAGCAUGAGCUCUUUUAUUGUGACAUUUGCACUCAACAUCUGAAGGUGUUUUCAUCGGAACGGCGUUGUUACAAUCGGCAAGAUCUAGCUAUGCACCGGCGCAAAGGCGAUCCGGAUAAGAUUGGUCAUAGAGGACAUCCCUUAUGUGAAUAUUGCGACACACGGUUUUUAGAUAAAGAUGAGCUGUUUCGUCAUCUUAGAAAGGAUCACUUUUUUUGUCACUACUGUGAUGCCGAUGGACGCAAUUAUUUCUAUGGCGAUUAUGUUUCAUUGCGGGAACAUUUUCGGACCGAUCACUUCCUCUGUGAAGAAGGAGAAUGUGAACAAGAGCAGUUUACAUCUGUUUUUCGUUCUGAAAUUGAUUUACGUGCACAUCGCGCCUCGAUGCAUGGCAAAUCGAUGAAUCGACUAGCAAACAAACAGACUCGCACGUUAGAACUUGAGUUUACCUAUGCCCCACGGCAUGGAGCAACAGUUGCUCCUGGUGGCGGUGGUUCCUUCGGAGCUCCGAUCGCUGUAAGCUCGUCCGGUGGUGGUGGAGGUGGAGGCGGACCAUCUAACCGCGGACGUGGAGGACGUGGAAAUGGCAACGCACCACGUGGUGGGGGCGCCAUGCUAGAAGGCCAUCAACGGCGGGACUUAGAUGGAUAUGAAGCAAUGAAUGAUCAACAAGUGCCGCAACAUCCGAGAAAAGAAAUUGAUGCAACAAACGAAGAAGAUUUCCCUUCACUGGCAGGAUCGACACCCAAUCCAGUUUUCCGUCCGAAUAAUGUGUCCAUACGACAACAACGCGUGUACGGAGCAGCAGGUCUUGCACGUACUAAAGAAAAUUUUCCUGCUCUCGGAUCAAGCGGAGGCGAGUGCACAACCGGACCGACGAGUCUGAAUGAAGGCUUCAGCAGCAAGAUCACUGCUAGUUCUCUUCUAAAGAGCAGCCAACAAUCAAGUGGUGCAGGAACAACGAGCAUGAUGAUACAUGUUUCCAAUCGGCCUUCGUCGGCGAGCUCCUCGGGGACGGGAAAAUCAAACAACGUCUCUGUUAUGGGGAAAAAGAAAUCCUCCGAUUUUCCCGCCCUACCUUCUGGAUCAGGGGAUCGUAAGGGAUCGAGCGUAUCGGUUAGUAACACCAGAAAGUUGACAUCAGAUAAUGGAGGAAUAAACGAUGCAGACGAUCGAUCCAGUGGUGGUGCGGCGAUGGUUAAUUUAAAUGCGAUUUCUGCCAAACACCGUGCGCUAGUGGACGAUUAUGUAUCCUUGUCCAGUGUGGUAUCAAAAGUUAAAACUAUUCCGUCAACCGUUGUUAAAGUUGCCGCGACUACACAAGCUGCGGUUCCUAGUGUAAACUCUACCAAGGCGUUUCCUUCCCUUGGCGAGACGGGUAGCAAAACUGCCGCCUCUGUGCCUAUGACAAAGUCUACUCCUUGGGCACAGCAAGGCGCAAAACAAUCGAACGUGUUAGGUUCCUCGAAUGCAUCCAGUGCCGUUUCCGGUUCCGCCAUUUCAGGUGGAAUUCAAGCAACCAGCAAAAAGAAACCGACGCCGGCACCGAAUUUGAAAAAUGACGCCGGUUUUGUAAACCUAAACGCUCUUACAGGUAAAAAAUCUGGCGAAAAAAACAAACGAAAAGACUCGUCCCCUCCGCAUGCCGGCGCAUCCAAUCAUUCAACAGAUUCGCGUAAUAACAACGGCGGGGGAGAAUCUUCAGCAAAAGCCAGUUCCGGAAAGGAACAUAGCAGCAAAGAGCAACAUCAUCAAACCAAGCAGCUCCAGGGAAAAUCCAGUGCACAUGUUGCGAUAGCUACCAACAGUGCAGCAUUGCAUACAAGUCAAGCGAAUAACAACGCAACGGUGCCUGCUUACGGCAAUUCAGUUUCCGUAAUAGGCAGCGGCGGUAGCAAUCGCCACAAUGGUACACAGUUUAAAAGUCCAGUUUCUUCCGCUGGUCCCAAACGUACUCCACCCGGGUUUGAAAAUGUGAAUUUAAAAACAAAAUCUGCUGGACCACCUCCCGGCUUCUCGGCUGCUAAUGUCACGCUAACGGCAGUGGCGCGCAACGUGAACAAUAUGACCUUUAUAAAUUCUAUUGGUGAAACGUAUGACGUAUUGCCAUUGCAUAGCUAUGUUGCCCCACCGAACGCGAGCAAAAGAAAUCAAAUUCUUGUGACACACUUUCAAAAAGCAUUGCAAAGCCAAGAAGCCUUGCUGGAAUUCAAAACAAUAUCGCAAAUGUUUCGCGAUGACCAGUACAACGCCUCUGCAUACUAUGAUCAUUGUAAGGCAGCGCUAGGGGACCGUUUUCAUGAGAUUUUCCCCGAAUUGAUUGCUCUAUUACCGAACAUUUUAAAGCAACAGGAGCUUUAUUUGGUUUAUUGUCAAGAUGAAAAAACCAGGCCUAAAUCGUCUGCGAAAGGGAAAGCUGCUGUUGUUUCAACGCUAGAAGUAUGCCAGGUUUGUAAGCAAGUGCUUACCCAAGAGGAUUUGACACAACACUAUCAAACGCAUUACUUGGAGAACAAUUUUCCAAAGCUGGGUGUCCAUCCCCCAUACACCGUUGUAGAUGAACCAAAAAUGAAUUCAUUUGCUAAGAAAUAGGCCAAACCUACGAUA